Molecule: messenger RNA, 1470 nt
Organism: Vicia villosa (hairy vetch)
Lineage: Eukaryota; Viridiplantae; Streptophyta; Magnoliopsida; Fabales; Fabaceae
Exons: 2
Source: RefSeq, a predicted model, not a curated record
AUGGCUAACAGUGUGACCGUCAACAAAAAGACUACGAAGCAUACCUUCUCUUGCAGUUUCUACCGUGAGGAUAUAACACCUUUGGUCCGAUUGAGCACCCGAGUUACUGGGCAAAAUUUGGAUGAAUUCAGAAAGACUUAUGGCCACAUUCUGCUUAUGUUAAUUACUCGUAUUGAUGAGUGGGGUCUCUAUACUCUUCUUCAGUUUUAUGAUUCUGAGCUGCGCUGCUUUACCUUUCAAGAUUACCAAUUAGCCCCUACUCUCGAAGAGUAUGCACACAUUCUUCAAAUCAAAGUUCAACAUAAGGUUCCUUUUGUGUGUGCACCCGAGAAGCCCAAAAUGGAUCGCAUUGCUGGUGCUCUUUAUUUGAGCAUGAAGGAUGUUAAGGAUAAUUGGAAGCCUAAUGGUGGGACCCAUGGAUUCUAUGUGAAAUUUCUGAUGAGGGAAGCUGAAACCCUUGCUGAUAAGGAAAAGUGGAAAGAAUUCAAUGCUCUCCUGGCCGUCAUGAUCUAUGGAUUAGUGAUGUUCCCGAAUAUUCCAAAUUUUGUUGAUCUCACUGCCAUUUGUCUCUUCAUGGAUCAAAAUCCUGUACCCACUCUGUUGGCCGACACUUAUUAUGCCAUCCAUUCUAGGUAUGGAAAAAAGGGAUCAGUUGGGGGUUGUUUGCCAAUACUGUACGAAUGGUUUUCUUCACAUUUGCCUAAAAGCGGAGCAUUUGUCACUACAAGAGAUUCACAAAAGUGGCCCCAAAGGAUUAUGGGACUUACUGCAAAUGAUAUUGUUUGGUAUCACCUCCGAACGGACAUCGAGCAAGUUAUAACCAGAUGUGGAAGUUUUGGCAAUGUUCCUCUCAUAGGGACAAAAGGAGUUAUCAACUAUAAUCCGAAGCUAGCACUGCGCCAGUUGGGUUUUGUACUAAAGGACAAGCCUUUGGAUAAAGAGAUAUUUGAGUCCGUUUGUUUUGAAAAAGGAACCGAUCUAGAAGGUUUGGAGAAAGUAAGGAGUGCGUGGAACAAAAUUCAUACAGAAGACCGAACUACCCUGGGGGGAAAGAAUGCCAUUGCUAAGAAAGCUUAUACUGAAUGGGUUGAAGAAAGAGUCAAGGAGCGUCUGUUGCCUUUCCCGAAGGUUAGCCCUCUCUAUGAACAACCACCUGAGAUUUUAACUGCCACUGUACCAGCUGAGGAGUACAACCAAGUACAUGUGGAGAAUAUCAGGCUGCGAGAAAAAAGGGAGGACGCUAAAAUAAAAGUUCAAAAAAGGGCCAGAACUGAAAAGGGUGAAAGAGCUACCACUGUUCGUAUUGAGGACCAUCAAAGGGUUAUAGAAGAAGCGGUAAAGAAAGCAGAAGAAAAGCUCAAGCAAGAGUAUAGAGAAGAUUUAAGGGCUCACAAGCUCAGAGUAGAGAAAGAGGCUAGGGCCGAGAUAAAGGGUUUGAAAAAGAAGCUGGAAGAGGAAACCACUCAGAGG